AUGAAGUUCACCCUAGGCCUGGGGUCGCGGGCGUGGAGAGUGUCCUGGGAGCGGGCGGCGGCGGCGGCAGCGGGCCCGGGGGCGGGCGGCGGCGCGCUCGGCGGCGGCGCACGGCGCUCUUCCAGUCCGCGGCCCGGCCGCCGCGGCUCUCGGCUCGCGCGCGCCCUCCCUCUAUGCCUCUCCCGCGGCGGCGGCGCCCCAGCUCUCCCGGACCGCGCCGGGCCCACCCCCGGCCGCCUCGGCGCCAGGCAGCCGGCCGGCCCGCGCGCCAUGGAGCAGACCUACGGCGAGGUGAACCAGCUGGGCGGUGUGUUCGUCAACGGCCGGCCCCUGCCCAACGCCAUCCGCCUGCGCAUCGUGGAGCUGGCGCAGCUGGGCAUCCGACCCUGUGACAUCAGCCGGCAGCUUCGCGUGUCCCACGGCUGCGUGAGCAAGAUCCUGGCGCGCUACAACGAGACGGGCUCCAUCCUGCCCGGCGCCAUCGGGGGCAGCAAACCCCGCGUCACCACCCCCAACGUGGUCAAGCAUAUCCGGGACUACAAGCAGGGUGACCCCGGCAUCUUCGCCUGGGAGAUCCGCGACCGGCUGCUGGCCGACGGCGUUUGCGACAAGUACAACGUGCCCUCGGUGAGCUCCAUCAGCCGUAUUCUGCGCAAUAAGAUUGGCAGCCUGGCGCAGCCCGGGCCCUACGAGGCGAGCAAGCAGCCGCCGCCUCAGCCGGCGCUCCCGUACAAUCACAUCUACCAAUACCCCUACCCCAGCCCCGUGUCGUCCACGGGCGCCAAGAUGGGCAGCCACCACGGGGUCCCUGGCACAGCGGGCCACGUCAGCAUCCCCCGUUCAUGGCCCUCGGCUCACUCGGUCAGCAACAUCCUGGGCAUCCGGACGUUUAUGGAGCAAACAGGGGCCCUGGCGGGGAGCGAAGGCGCCGCCUACUCCCCGAAGAUGGAAGACUGGGCGGGAGUGAACCGCGCGGCCUUUCCCGCCAGCCCCGCUGUGAAUGGGCUCGAGAAACCUGCCUUAGACACGGACAUUAAAUACACGCAGUCGGCCUCCGGCCUCUCCGCGGUGGGCGGCUUCCUCCCGGCUUGCGCCUACCCGGCCUCCAACCAGCACGGCGUGUACAGCUCGCCGGCCGGCGGCUACCUCGCCCCGGGCCCGCCGUGGCCGCCGGCGCAGGGUCCCCCGCUGGCGCCCCCCGGCGCCAGCGUCACCGUGCACGGCGGGGAGCUCGCGGCAGCCGUGACCUUCAAGCAUCCCAACCGAGAAGUGGCCGACCGGAAGCCGCCCAGCCCCGGCGGCAAGGCCCCAGACGGCCUCGGGAGCUUACACGGACUACCCAUCCCGGCCUCGACCUCCUAG
Budorcas taxicolor (takin) is the source of this 1362-nucleotide messenger RNA. It is a transcript of the gene PAX1, whose product is annotated as paired box 1. The transcript has 5 exons. Lineage: Eukaryota; Metazoa; Chordata; Mammalia; Artiodactyla; Bovidae. The coding region runs from base 1 to 1362 and encodes 453 amino acids. Gene Ontology annotation, molecular function: DNA-binding transcription factor activity, RNA polymerase II-specific; RNA polymerase II cis-regulatory region sequence-specific DNA binding. The record is from RefSeq and is a predicted model, not a curated record. Gene Ontology annotation, biological process: anatomical structure development; regulation of transcription by RNA polymerase II.